AUGGGACUAUCAAAAACUUCAAAAUAUUGCAAAAUAUUCUUUCUCAAUGGACCUGCAGGAACAGAUGAUAAAAUAUUACUUCCAGAAAAUAUUAAAUUAUUACCUCAAAAUUUGAAAUCACUCAUUAAUACCAUAUAUCCUGAAAUUAAUAUAGCUGGAAUAUGUGAUAACAAAUAUUUUAGUGAACGAACUAUUCUUUCUUCCCGAAAUGAAGAUAUAGAUUAUAUUAAUCAAGAGGUUCUUAAUAUAUAUUCAGGAAAUCAACAUACUUACAUGAGUGCUGAUAGUGCUGUAAUAGAAGAAGUUCUUUUACCUUACAAUAAUGUUGAUACAACAACAACAAAUGUAGUAUAUCCAGAAAUACUUUUAGGAACUUAA
Molecule: messenger RNA, 378 nt
Organism: Diversispora eburnea
Lineage: Eukaryota; Fungi; Glomeromycota; Glomeromycetes; Diversisporales; Diversisporaceae
Source: the annotation of a GenBank genome assembly